AUGAGGGCAAACCCCAAACCGACUGGAGGGAAAACGCAUAUUCGGUCGGCGCAGGCUCGGAUUCCCGAAGGGAUACUGGGCUGGGAGAAGAGCAACGCUGAAACGAAUAAAGCGGAAAGGAGCAGUGCGGACACCGAGCCGAGAUUAUGGAGAAAUGCCAGGCCCGUCAGGUUAAUAUCACCUUCCAGAUUGUUGCCUGUGAUUGUGACAGGCAGGUUGACGGCUACCUCCGAGAGCACAGCACGAACGACAGGCUUGCUGCCGAGUCAGAAUCGCCACGGGCGGAGUGAUUGA
Fusarium proliferatum ET1 is the source of this 294-nucleotide messenger RNA. RefSeq lists its product as uncharacterized. NCBI's taxonomy places the organism in Eukaryota, Fungi, Ascomycota, Sordariomycetes, Hypocreales, Nectriaceae. Bases 1 to 294 code for a protein of 97 amino acids. The transcript has a single exon. The record is from RefSeq and is a predicted model, not a curated record.